CCUUACGAGUUGACAGCUUCCCCGAGGGUCGUAUUUUGUAGGUAGAGCGGAGGUAGACAUCUGUCAGGGUGGGGUGACGUUCUGCUUACAUCACUGUUACAGAAGAACGCUGAGAUAGUCAUUGACCAAAUAUAGACAAAACCUGAUGUAAGAUCUUCUGAGAGAUGUGAUGUGUUCUUGAAGAAAACAAACUUUAAAAAACGUCAAGGAAUGCAGCUACUCAAAACAAGGACGCUGUUCUAAAAAGUUCCUGUGACUGAUUAAAGGGAAUUUGUAGAAGAAGAAAAAAAGAUUAAUUUACAACAACAACCUCACUUACCAUGGCAUUCAAAUGUUUAAACACUUGUCAAAAUAACCACCAUGAAGAAGACAAAGGAUUUAACCCAUACCAGAUUUUUGCGGUGUCCCCAACUUUCUGUCACAUUCUCCAUGUUGAAGUUCUUGAAGGUACUGGCAUUACCAAAGGAAAACUCUCUGACUUUGUUGACACACCAGAUCCCUAUAUUGUCCUUAAAGUUCCAUGUACUCCAAAUGGAAAGAAACGAACCAGAUGGAAAAAGAAUUUAGUUAACCCUUCUUGGAAGGAAACGUUUACUUUUGUUGUGGAUCCAGAGAAAGAUAAAAUAUUAGAGGUAACACUGAAAGACUACGAUUAUAUCUUUCGUGAUGAUGUGAUUGGAACACAGGAAGUAGAUCUAAGCACUUUGGAGCCAAACAAAGCAGUAAAUGUUACUGUCUCUUUACAUGAUGCUGGAGAAAUAUCACUAAAUCUGAAGCUUGAGCUGAACACCAAGCCUGAUCUCAGAUAUGAACUUGGCCUGUGUGAAGAGGAGUUGGAAUUCUUGAAACAUCGAAAGCACAGGGUUUUAAAAGGACUUCAGGCAUUCUUGGGAGAAGAUGGUGUGGAUGAUGAAAAUGAUGCUCCAGUAAUUGCUGUCAUAGGAUCUGGAGGAGGUUUUCGUGCACUUACUUGCCUCAGUGGUGUCUUCAAAGGUCUUUCGGAAACUGGACUUUUAGACUGUGCAACUUAUGUAGCUGGGUUGUCAGGUUCUGCUUGGUAUCUCUCAGCCCUUUACAGUCAUCAUGAAUUUCCUGUUAAGGGUCCUGGUGAUAUCCAAAAGUAUUUAAGAAAUUGUAUAAGCCAAAGUCCAUUCCGACUACUUGGUCCUCAUAGAUUUUUUCCCUACAUCAACAGUAUCUUGACUAAAUAUAAGAGGGGCCAACCUGUCAGUUUCACAGAUUUUUUUGGUCAUCUUCUUGGUGAUACGCUCUUAAAAGAUGAUUUGCGAGGAAAAAAUAAAAGGUUAUCAGAGCAACAGUCAAAAAUUAAUGUUGGACAAAGUCCAUUACCUCUCUAUACUUGUCUUCAUGUAAAGAAAGAUGUUGCUGCUCCUGUGUAUCAUGAGUGGUUGGAGUUUUCUCCCUAUGAAGUGGGUAUUGCAAAAUAUGGGACCUUUAUGAAGACCGAGCAUUUUGGUUGCAAAUUUUAUAAAGGAAAAAUCAUUAAAUUUUUCGAAGAGCAACCCCUUCACUAUCUUCAGGGAGUGUGGGGCAGUGCUUUUACUAUUCUGUUCAAGCGCCUCAUACAAAACAAGACUAAGAUUAGUAACUUGCUGUCCUCAGAACAAGAAGUAAAUUUUGAUGAAGUAGACUCUCCCAAGGAGAGUGGAAGCCAAAUCAAAACCUGUAAUGAUGAAGAGGAGGAGUUAAAGAAUUGUCUUGAACAACUUGCUAUUGUGGAAACUGAAGAGACGGAUUCCACAGAAUCUUCAGACUCUGAUGAUGAGGAUGAGACAGACAACCCUGAUAAGAAAGAUACUGAAUCUGAAGAGAAAGACGGGUAUAUCACCAAGACUUUCAAUCAACUGAUUGAGUCAGUCUGCAGCAGCUCGGUUUUCAACAACAGACGCGGUCGAGCAGGGAUGAUUUUAAACCCCCUCCUUGGAUUAGCUCUCAUUCCACUGAGACAUUUUUCUCCAAUUUCUCCAAUCACUCCCACUGAUGAUAUGUGGUACAAAGGGAUCCAUCAUCCUGCUAACACACAGACUAAAUCACUUUACUUGGUUGAUGGAGGUCUGACCUUUAACCUUCCAUUCCCCUUGUUGUUAAGACCUUCCAGAAAAGUGAAUAUUUUCCUAACUUUUGACUUCAGUGGACGACCCUCUGACGACGCAUAUCCAUUUAAGGAACUGUUACAAUCUGAACAAUGGGCUCAAAGAAAUGGCUUUCUGUUUCCACCUAUUAAAGAUCGUGUUGAGCAGUUGAUUAAAGAACCAAUGAGAGAAUGUUACAUCUUUGACAAUCCAGAUGACAUUUCUUGUCCCAUUAUCCUCCACUUUCCUCUAGUAAACAUAAACUUUCGGAAAUUCAAACAACCAGGACUUGUGCGACAGACAGACGAAGAAAUACAGUUUGCAGAUUUUGAUAUUUUCAGUGAUCCAGAUACUCCAUAUAGCAUCUACAAUUUCUGUUAUACACACUACCAUUUUGAUAGGCUUUCCAAGUUGAUGGAGUUCAACCUUUUAAACAAUCUCCAGAUCAUCAAAGAUGUAGUAAGAAAAGUAAUGACAAGCAGGAUUCAAAACCCAUCUCAUCUGAAGCAAAAACUGCGAAAUAAUUAAAAAGAGCAAAGAAAUGAGUUUGAGUAACCGAUCCAGUCUUCUUAAAUGAAAAACUAAAGAUCUUUUUCGUUGUACUUCUUUUUCCACAUCAUUUUAAUGGUCACAAAUUUUUUCAAGUACUUCAAUGAUAUUGAAGGUUAAUUUUUUUAAAAUCAUACUAUUAAUUUUUUACUAUAUAUAUACCAAAAUUACUUCAAGAUUUGUAAAUUUACUGCGUGCUUUAUUUUUGCAUCAUAUUGUUGUUGUCCUCAUAUGUGUAUUAAUACGAAGGCUAUAUAUUUGUUGUGACUAUGCACUGGUAGCAUAUUUCAAAGUAUAAAUCAAAUUCAGUUUUAACUAUGCUCACUUGUUGAAGUAGCAUAUCUACUGAUUGCAUUUAAUAUUUGCUCAUUCAUGCUAAUCAAGCAGAUAAACAAUUUCAAUGUUUUAUCUGUAGGAAAACAAUAUUACUUUAUCUAGAGAAUUUAUUUAUAAAUGAGUAAAAUAAACUAGUUUAAAUGACAAUAACUGCUAGCUUGGGAAGAUAUAAUACUUCAAAUAAAUCAAUCUUUUUAUCCUCAUUUCAAAAUCAUUGCAGUUACUACAGUUCCUUUUAACUUUACAUAACGUCUGAAAUGUCAUUAAGGUUCUUUUUUUUCCUAGAACAGACUAAUUAGAUGUUUCAGUGACACCUAAUCAUAUUCUGCAAGAUUGUUGCCCAGAUAGUUAAUAUGUGGACCUAAUGCUGAAAUGCAUCUUCCUACCUUUAUUUUUUGAGUGGGAAAUGUAAUUUGUAACAAAACUUUUCGCAGAUUAUGUAAACAAAAUUAUUAGUCUUUAUGUGAUUGUAUAUCAGUAUCAUUAGACAUUUUGACAGUAAGGCCCUGUGGAGCUUCGAGAUUCGAUUUGUUAGCUAGGGCUCCGAUCCAACAUUUUCUAAUUUAGAAUUAAGAAUUUAGCUUUUAAUUCAGUCUAUAUACUGGAACCUAUUUCCUUGGAAUAGCACUUUUGUACAUUCUUUUUCCAGAUGUUUAAGUACAUUAUAUCUUUUGUUUUUAGAAAUAUUUACUUUUAUAUUCAUUACUAAUUGUGUGUGGAAGUAGUCUACAUAAAUAAAUAAACCAUUUUCUGUUUGAUUUAAAAUUUAAUUGAACCUUAUAAUCUAUACAUGUACAGCUGGUUUGAUUUGUUUUAAAUAUUUUGAAAUGAUCCGAUUUGAAAAGUUAGAUAUAUUAAUUUUUUCACCUUCUGUUAAGUGUUCAUAUUGCUUUGACCAACAAUCAGUCUGAGAGAAUUAUUACUGGUCUUUCAGCUUAAUUUUAUCAUAUUUAUCUUUAAUCUGCAGUUUUAUGAACCAUAUUGAUGUGUUAAUUAUAGAAUUUUAGUCUAGAAAGAACAAGACAAUGCUGAACAUAUUACCAAAUUAUUUUGAAUUUGUCGCUUCCAAGACUGUUUACAUUUUAAAAUGCAAAUACGCAGAGCUUUGUGUAUGAAUAUAUAGUGAUUCGUGUGUUAAUUAUUGAAUUUUAGUCUAGAGUUUGUUGAGAAAGAAAGAACAAGACAAUGGUGAACAUAUUACUAAAUUAUUUUGACUAUGAUACUUCCAUGACUGUUUUACCUUUUAAAACGCCACAUACACGGGGCUUUGUGUUUUAUUAUAUUGUGAUUUAUUGACUAGUACAGUUCUGUUUUUGUACAUAUAAUGUCUACUACUUGGUUCAUGAUUACUAUUAUUUUAUUUGGAGCUGCUUUACUAUCCCACCGACGAACGUUACAAAAGAAGAGUAGUAAUCCAAAUUUAGUCAGUGUUAUAUUUUUACUACUGUUAUAAGAAUUAUUUACAAAGUCUUUUUUUUCUACUUGCGAUAGAUUAUUUAAAGGAAAAAUUUUUUUAAAUUAUGAGUUCCUUUUUAAUGUAUUUCUUAUAAAGUUUAUGUAAUGAACAAGCAGAUAAUUUUUAUACAUUUAUUAGUUGUUUUCAAAUAAUUUUGUUGCCUAUUAGCUGUUCUUUUGUAUAAGGAUAAUUAAGUUGAGUUGUUUUUAAUUUUUGUGAUAUAUAAAAUAGAAUAUUGUAAGAAUAAUCAAAGUGGUAUAUUUCGAAGUUGUGGCAAGUACUUGUAAGAUGAAUCGUUUACAAAACUAGUUUCUACUUCAUGGACUAUGCUAUGGUGCAAUAAAUAAAUGUAUACGUAUAGUUGUAGGUCUGGGAUACACAACUAUCUUGAAAAAUUGUCGGUUAAGGUGAAUUUCAAUUUAAAUUAGCUUUAGUUUUAAUAAUUUUUUUCUUUCAAUUGGUAAACAAAAGUAAAUAUUACGUUUACCUCUUUUUCAUAUACAAACUUUAUUUGUUGUUUUGAAAACUGUUACGUGCACCUAUUUGUAGGUGAUUUUUUGUACAUAGAGCGUUAUGGUAUCAUUUUUCUAAGUCGUACAUCUGUUCAGAAAAUUAUAAUUUUACUUCUUCCGGACCUUCGAUGCAUUUGUUUAUGCUUUUUUUUUUUAAACAUUUGACAGUUCAUACUCUGACUGGAGACCUAGUUAUACGUUUUGAAAAUUAGAUGAUUUUUGCAAUAUUUAGCUUUGUUUUUCUGUACCAAUAAGAAAAAAAAACUGAAGUUUCAAAGUUGUGUACAUUUUUUUUCUUUGGUGAAUGUCACUUUAAUGUU
Molecule: messenger RNA, 5266 nt
Organism: Limulus polyphemus (Atlantic horseshoe crab)
Lineage: Eukaryota; Metazoa; Arthropoda; Merostomata; Xiphosura; Limulidae
Product: cytosolic phospholipase A2-like
Exons: 19
Coding region: 321-2621 (766 amino acids)
Biological process (GO): glycerophospholipid catabolic process
Cellular component (GO): cytosol
Molecular function (GO): calcium-dependent phospholipid binding; calcium ion binding
Source: RefSeq, a predicted model, not a curated record